CACACACAUAUAAACACAACAAUAACAAAUACCAACUUGGUUUCGGAUCAUCCUAAAAAACAAAGAAAAAAAAAAAAGAACAAGCUUUUGAAAAGAUGGGUUUGAGAAAUCCCUCUAUUCUGUGGUUGGCACUUAUGUUGUCUUUCUCUUCCGCCAUUAACUGUUUGGACAUCACAAAAACUUUGGAACAAUACCCAGAAUUCUCAACGUUCAACAAAUACCUAACCGAAACCAAGUUGGUUGAACAAAUUAACGGCGCUAAAGCCGUUACAGUUCUCGCUAUUGACAACAAGGAUAUCGCUUCCCUCUCUGGAAAAUCCCUUGACGCCGUUAAAACCGUGAUUGGGACCCACGUUGUAACCGAAUUUUACGAUGAAAAGAAACUUGUUGAAGCCGUUGGAAGCCACGCAGAAUUGGCUACACUCUCAACGGCUUCAGGUUUAGCUAGCAAAAUCUACGUGGGACUUAUUAAUGAGGGUGAGGUGGCAUUUAGUUCCGCUGUUCAAGGCGCAACUUUCGAUGCUAAACUUGUUAGAACCGUUACGACUCAACCCGACACCGUUUCGGUUCUUCAGGUUACUCAACCAAUUGUUAAGGUUGCUGAAUCUUCAACACCUGUGACACCUAAUGGAGUUGAAAAGGAAGUACCAACAUCUUCUAUUGUUGCUGAGUCACCUAAGAGCAUUGGUGCUGAAGCACCUGCUCCUAGCAGUUCUUCACGUACCACUUUUGGAUUCGUUGGUGCUGUUUUGGCCUUUGCUUCCGUUUUUGUCUCUUUGUAAGCGUAAUAUAAUGUAUUUCUAGAGAGGAAGAUGGAACAGUGUAUUAAUUGAAAGAGAUAAUUAACUAUAAUGGGUUAAUUUGUUGUUAUUGGAAGAAAAAAUAUUAAUAUUACACUUAUGAUUUGUGUUUA
Molecule: messenger RNA, 913 nt
Organism: Cicer arietinum (chickpea)
Lineage: Eukaryota; Viridiplantae; Streptophyta; Magnoliopsida; Fabales; Fabaceae
Product: fasciclin-like arabinogalactan protein 3
Cellular component (GO): plasma membrane
Source: RefSeq, a predicted model, not a curated record